AUAUACCCCUCACUCUCCUCCUUCUCUUCUACCAAUCUCUCUCUCUCUCUCUCUCUCUCUGUAAUCUGUAUCUGAAUCUAUAAAUAUAUAUAUAUAUAUAUACAUUAAUAUAUUGGUGUGAAAUUUUGAAGCUUUUAACAUGGAAAACAAUCAGCAAUCGUUCUAUCAAUUCAGCGAUCAACUUAGGGUUCAGACCAACAACUUGGUCAAUCUCUCUCUCAACGACUCGAUUUGGAGCAAUACCCAUGUCUCCAAAAGGCCUGAGGAGAGGCGGAACUUCGAUAUCAGAGUUGGUGGCGAACUCAAUUCGGUCAACCCAUCGAGCAAUUCGAAGCAGAUCAACGAAUCGGAUUUCAAUUCGAUUUGGAGCAAUUCGUAUGCUUCGUCGAAGAGGCCCGAGGAGGAGAGGAGGAACUUCGAUAUCAGAGUCGGUGGUGAGCUCAUUUCGCUGAACCAGUCGAGCAAUUCGAAGCAGAACAACGAGUCCGAUUUCAAUAAUUUUAAUCAGGGUUGGAAGCUUGGUGGGUCUGAUUUCAAUGGCUUCAACGAUGGUUGGAAGUUGGGUUCUUCUGGGUUGGGAUCGUCACAGGUUGGACUCAAUGGUGGGUUCAACAAAGGAAUUUACUCGAAGCCUUCGAUGAAUUACAAUUUCAAUAACAACAACAACAACAUCAACAACAAUAACAAUGUUAAUGUUGCUGUGAAUUCGAAGAAGAUUGGUAAUGGAAAGGGUGUAGAUGAUCAUCAUCAUUAUGGGUCUAAAAUUGGGAAGAAGAACAAGAAUAACAACAACAAUAACAAUAAUAACAGUAAGGAUAACAGUAACAGUGACAGCAAUAAGAACAGUGUGGAUAAGAGGUUCAAGACUCUUCCACCAUCUGAAUCUCUGCCCAGAAGUGAAACCGUUGGUGGGUAUAUCUUCGUCUGCAACAACGAUACCAUGCAAGAGAAUCUCAAAAGACAGCUCUUUGGCUUGCCGCCACGCUACCGUGAUUCAGUCCGGGCAAUAACUCCAGGCUUGCCCCUUUUCCUCUACAACUACUCCACCCACCAACUCCAUGGAGUUUUUGAGGCGGCAAGUUUUGGAGGAACAAAUAUUGAUCCAAUGGCAUGGGAGGACAAAAAGAAUCCCGGUGAAUCACGUUUCCCUGCUCAAGUAUGUGUUUUGACAAGGAAGGUAUGUGAGCCAUUAGAAGAGGACUCUUUCAGACCAAUUCUUCAUCAUUACGAUGGCCCAAAGUUCCGCCUUGAACUCAACAUUCCAGAGGCACUCUCUCUGUUGGAUGUAUUUGAAGAGACCAAUGUUUAAAGACAAUCAACAUAUUGCCAUAGAGGCAAACAGAUACACAUACAAAAGAAACAACAGUGAUGAUGAGUAGUAAAAGAGGAAUAUAAAGGAGUUUGGCUAUUAUAGUAAUAUGUUGGAGCUAGAAGGGUUUGGAUAAGGAAUAGCAGAGGGGGUCUAUGUGAUGUAUGAUAUAUGUAACUCUUUUUUGUAUGUGCUUUUGUAUGGAGGAGGCUGUUGUGUUUCCUCUUUAGUUAUUGGGCUUGGCACUAGUAUAUAAUGAAUUUGAGUAUAUAUGAAAAAAAAAAAUAACUUCUGCUAUUUA
Camellia sinensis is the source of this 1610-nucleotide messenger RNA. Lineage: Eukaryota; Viridiplantae; Streptophyta; Magnoliopsida; Ericales; Theaceae. The record is from RefSeq and is a predicted model, not a curated record.